GUUCAGUUCGGUUUUACCGAAUGAACACCCCUAUUUAGAAGUAGUAAGCUGAGGGUAGUGAAACUUUCACGGUUUUGGUCCAAUUUCCAUUUUUUCCUUUUCUAUCUUGGUGGUAGGCCCUGGGGAGCGCCUCCAACAACAAUAUAGUCAAGGGUAAAAUGUAAAUUAUUAUUACCCCAAAUCAAAACGGCCAUACAAAUAAACAGUCAAAACAAUCAUCAAAGUGGUCAAACACAACAACUAGUAAUCCCCGUCCGGGCUCUUGUGGACCUUCCAGUACCCCGCAUCACCCAGCAGUAGUAUGCUAGACCAAACCAGAGCAUGGAGGGAGUAUAUGUUAGUGGCAUCACAAGCCAAGCACAUAUACUCCCUCUCCAAGGACUCAAUCUCACGAACACGUGAUCCAUCAACUACAUCCAAGGUACUUCAAAGAUGAAUCCAAAAUGUGUGUCAUCCAUCAAAUCCAUCCAAGGCAGGUGCUCAGUUAUUUUUGCCAUAGAUUCAACCAGUAAGCCAAGGGCCCAUCCCCGAAUGCUAGAAGUUGUCCACCAUCGUCACGAAGGGCAAAGUCCAAAGUGACCCCACUCUGCCAUACAGACCCCUCCCCUAGGUCUACGCCAGAGUGCCCCCCAGGUAUUUGGAAAGCAUCCCCCCAACAGACGAAGUAGAAGUUCACUAGUAGUCUCAUAAGCCUUCAUCUAGUAUUGCCCUCGGUUGAGUUCAGAAACAACACGUAGAUAGGCAAGACCCAGCGAAAACAACCUCCUCCACUCAAGAAAAAGCCCAGUUAGCUAGAAGAUCCACAUCAUAGCUAAGAUAGCCUAAAGUCUUCCAAAAAACCCAACCGAAACGGUCAGGAAGAAACUAAGGGCGGCCUGCCAGGAGGACCAAACUGGCAAAAGUAAACAUCAGACCCAUCUCAAAAUGAAUUAGGAUUCCACAGAACUGAGGCCAAUCCAAGUGUAAAGACAGCCAUGGUUCCACACUCCUUCCCACAAACACAAGUUCAAAACGCCAAAAGACAUCCACAAAGAGCAAUUCAAUGGUUCCAUGGGUUCAAAUACCUGUCCACAUCAAAUGGCAGGCUAGAGGUACCUCAUUCAAGUACAACAGCUCAACAAACGAGGCAAAAGCUGCCCUAGGACCAGCCUCAAUCUUCGAGAACCACCAAGGUUCCUCAAAGGCAGUGGCAUUCCAUCAAAUGCAGUCCAGUAGCAAGUCCAGCCCCAAACCAGCGUUCUUUCAGCCCAUAGGAGACCACAAAGCAGCUCUAUCCCUUUCAAAUCCUUUCCAAUUUCCACACACUAAUUCAAGGCACACAAACAAGCAUCAAACAUCCAACGGCAAAGUCAAUCUGCCAUCAACUUUGUGCACCCAAGGCAGCCCCUGGUUUUAAGCUACCAAGAGCAGUGGCAAACCAGCUGCAAACCAGUGGCAAACCAUGUUCCCAGCCCUCAAACUCCAGUGGCAAACCAGCUGCAGAUUCCAAUUAGGACCAAAGUACAAACAAGCAUUUGAAGUAGCCAAAAAGAAACAGGUGAAAGGAACAAGGACAGUGGUAGACCAAACCACGUCAAACAGCCAUGAUCCCCAGGGAUUCAACAUGAACAAAAGUCACGGUCUCACCCAAAGAAAUGGCCACAACACAGCAAACAACAAAAGUCACCCGGUGCGAGGGGAAAGGUUGGUCUGCCAGCAACCUAUGCAUGCCAUCCCAUCCCUCAAUAAAAUUGAGUUCAGCGAACAAACAGCUCAAAAGGAGUGCUAUUCGAAAAUGGCAGCAUUGGAAAUCAUGAUUUGCCAACAGUGACUUAGGGUGGCUGUCCAACGAAGUAGGCAAGCCAAGCCAAUUGAAACCACUGCCCAGACCUAGAAAACAGAAAAUCAGCGUCUAAACACAACUGCCAAACUGGUUCAAGCCACAGAGAAACCAUUCCAGGUUGCUGGUUGCAUCCUAUUCCUCUAAACAAUACCAAAACAGCUCCAUGAACAACCAGAGAACCUGGGCAGUCCAAGCAAGAGUAGUGCAGGCAAAGUAAUGAAGAACGAGGUUACAAGGCACAAACAUGAUGCACAGUCAGUUCAUGGCUCAAAUAGGUGCACAUUCAAUCAGUUUAAUCCAGAAAUGGCAAGCAAAACCAGCACAAGGAAGCCAAGACCAGUACAGCAAACCUUCCAGGAUAAACCAAGAACAUGAACAGUAACUCGAGCAACCAAAAAUCAAGGAAACCAAUUCAUGUUGUGUGAAUCCAAAAUCCAAGAAUACACAUUGAAAGGCCCCUGAAAACCGAACACAAAGCCAAAAAAUUGGGGGUAGAAACAGGCAGCAACCGGGUAAAACCUGGAGUUCAAACUCGAACUGUGAACAGUACCAGCGAAUCCAAAUAAUGCUCAAAUCGAAGGGGUUUUCAAUUGGAUUGGGAAUCCAACAUCAGGCCUUGAUUAAGCAUCCCAAGUCGCUCCUAAACCCCAAAAAAUUAGCCAUCAAUCGAGCUGGAAACGGGGCCAAUUGAAGAAUUUGUGUUCGUCGAUGAACAGUAACUCCGCAAUUUUGACCUGCGAUUUUGCCAUUUUCCAGCAGCGAAAUCACCCAACCAAGCCUAGGAAGUGAUUGCUAUGCCUCAAACGAUUCAAGAGCUCAAAGAAUCAUGCCAAAAACAUCAAAAAAUGGGCUGGAAUCGGAAGUCUCAAAAGGGAUGAACAAAACCCGCGAGAACUGCCCAGCGCUAGAGAGAGAAACACGUCCCAAGCCAUAUCAACAAUAAAGUCAUUUGGAGGGU
This is a messenger RNA of Cuscuta campestris, 2780 nucleotides long. The record is from the annotation of a GenBank genome assembly. NCBI's taxonomy places the organism in Eukaryota, Viridiplantae, Streptophyta, Magnoliopsida, Solanales, Convolvulaceae.